AUGGAGGGCUAUGACUGUGAUUUUAUCAUCCCUCCAGAGCCAAGAUAUGAAUGUCCCAUUUGUUUGCUUGUUCUCAGGGAGCCUCACCAAACAAAGUGUGGCCAUAGAUUCUGCAAGGAUUGCAUUAUAACAUCACUCAGAGAUUCCAGCAACAGAUGCCCCAUAGACAAUGAAUCACUAUCAGAAAGUGAUGUUUACCCAGACAACUUUGCAAAACGAGAAAUUCUCAACUUCAGCAUCAGGUGCCCAAAUUUUAAAUCUGGCUGUGACAAGAUUAUUCCCCUUGGAAAACUGCAAAAUCACUUGGAAGAGUGCUAUUUUGCCCUCGUGCCUUGCCCACUCAAAUGUUCUCGUGAAGUACCACGCUGUGAUUUAGACAGUCAUCUGAAUAAUUCCUGUGAGAACCGAAAUGUUACGUGUGAACACUGUAGUAAAAACAUGGAAGCUAAAGACUUUGAGGUUCAUGUAGAAGUGUGUCCUAUGGCGAUUGUUGUAUGCUCUCACUGUGAAGAGAGGGCUGUCCGGAACAAGAUGGAACAUCACAUUUACAAUGAAUGCCAACAAGUGAUGGUCCAUUGCCCGUUUUACUUCUUGGGUUGUUCCAAAGUUAUGAUGCGGUGCAUGGUUGAUGACCAUCUGAUAAUGUCUGCCCCAUCCCACCUAAAACAGCUCUGCUUUGCUGUUACAUUUUUAGCUCAGAAGCUGGGUACUGCAAAUUCAGUUUGUCAGACAUCAGCAAAGAACACUCAUCAGAAAGUUAGCUUAGUCCAGAGGUUUAAUGCUGAGUCUGCUGUUACUUUGCCAGUUUCAUACAAGAGUUCCCAUUCUUUAGAGGAAGUUAGCACCAAUGAGAUGUCCUUUAACUUUGAAGCUGCUUUGGCUGAAUUAUCAGCACUGAGUCUGGAAAAUGAAGAAGCAAAAGGAGCAGAACAUAGUUACAAAUUGUCAUCUAUUACCAAACAGCUUCCUCUAGGUUGUUUACCUAAUGGACAUCACGGCAUUAAACAGCCUGUGUAUCGGCCACAUGAUUGGUUAAACUAUUGUACUGCAGAAGAACAAGAAACAUCUGGCUUACCAUUAUUAUCCCAGAUUCUGAGUACUAAGCCUACUGUUUGUAAACUUUACCAGUCUAAACUGUCUCCACAAAUAUCAGCAGCUGUGAAUCACAGUCCAGAAUUUGCUAACCUUUUACUGGGAGAUCAAGGAUUGGGAGAAUACAUUCCUGAGAACUCAGAUGUAAAGAGUAUGUUUCAGGAAAUUACUUCUAGAUUCAAAAAGAGGGAAGCGGCCUCUGAGCAGAAAUUUGAUGAACUGCACAGGAGAUUAACAGCUGUUGAACAGACAAACUCUGGUCUAAUAAACACUGUUAGAGAUUUGGAACAGCAUGUUGUUGAGGCAAGUGGCAGGUUUGUUAAUGGUGAUUUUUGCUGGUGCAUACACAAUUUCAGUCACUACCGGCUAAAACUAGAAGCAGGGGAGAACAGUAUGCUACACAGUCCUCCAUUUUAUACAAGCCCUUGGGGUUACAAAAUGUGCAUUCGUGCCAGUAUUGAUUCAGCUUCGCAAAAUGAAAGACACCUGUCUUUAUUUGUACAUUUUAUGAAGGGAAAGAAUGAUGCAUUUUUGAUGUGGCCAUUUUCUGGAAGAAUUAAUAUCUCCGUGGUAGACCAGAAUCCAGAUGCUAGCAGACGUAAUCAUAUUAUGGAGGUACUAGAGACAAACCCAAACCUGGAUGCAUUCCAAAGACCUACAAUACCUCGAAACCACAAGGGUUUUGGUUACGUGCAAUUUGUGUCUAUUUCUGCACUGGAAAAUGGCUCCUAUUUGAUGGAUGACGUGCUUGUCAUCAGAACUCAGGUAUAUUCACAGUACCAGUGA
Candidula unifasciata is the source of this 1878-nucleotide messenger RNA. NCBI's taxonomy places the organism in Eukaryota, Metazoa, Mollusca, Gastropoda, Stylommatophora, Geomitridae. The record is from the annotation of a GenBank genome assembly.